Molecule: messenger RNA, 624 nt
Organism: Solanum pennellii
Lineage: Eukaryota; Viridiplantae; Streptophyta; Magnoliopsida; Solanales; Solanaceae
Product: ethylene-responsive transcription factor ERF098-like
Exons: 1
Coding region: 51-506 (151 amino acids)
Biological process (GO): ethylene-activated signaling pathway; regulation of DNA-templated transcription
Molecular function (GO): DNA-binding transcription factor activity; DNA binding
Source: RefSeq, a predicted model, not a curated record
AUUAUAUUCACCUAAAAAUUAAUAAAAACUUAGAAAGGGUGACCAAGCUGAUGGAGAACGAAGAUCAAAGAGGGAGAAGAGAGAACAAAUAUCGAGGCAUACGACGAAGACCAUGGGGAAAAUAUGCUGCUGAGAUACGUGAUCCUAAUAGGAAUGGUGCACGUCUAUGGUUAGGUACUUUUGAAACAGCUGAAGAGGCGGCUAGAGCUUAUGAUAGAGCCGCCUUUUCUCUAAGGGGUCAUCAAGCCAUUCUCAACUUCCCUAAUGAUGGACAUUAUCAUAUCAAUAAUAACACUAAUGUACCUCUAGGUGUUGGACAAAGCUAUAACGCGCCUUCUACAAUGGGGAACAAUAUGAACAUGUCCUCUUCUUCUGCUUCUGCUUUUUCUGAUGAUCGACAUGAUCAUGGAGAGAAGGUUGAGUUUGAGUAUUUGGAUAACAAUCUUCUAGACGAACUUCUUGCUUCACAAGUUCAUCGCCAUGAUAAUAAACGUCCUAAGUUUUAGAUUGCUUCCAAUUGAUUGAAAUUAAUGGUCUUAUCAAUUUGUUACUUAAUUACCAUCUUAUUGUCUUGUUAUUUCCAAUUUCUUUAAUUUUAUGUCCAACUUGCUCUAAUUUGCUAUA